UAGAAUAAUUAUAUGCAUAAUAUUAUAAAAGCUCAACAAAUCAAAUUGUUAUUAUAGGUAGAUCAUAUUUGAAUUGUUUUAACCAACAAUAAGACAUAAUUUACGAUAAUUAACAGGAUGAUAGGAUGGUGUAUGGUAAAAUCUUUAAGUAAGGAUACAACGACAUGCAAAUUUUUAAAUUUUCAAUAUUAGCCGUGCAAAUACACGGGCUAUACGCCUAGUUCUCUCUUAUAAGCAACACCUUUUGUUUUAAAAGAGGGUAUGGCUUUUCUGACAGGGUUUGCUGAAAAAUGGGAAAACAGUUGCAGUAAAAAGGUUGAUAGUAAUGGACACUAGCAGGGCCAAAGUGGAUUUCGAAAGUGAGGUGAAGUUAAUUAGCAAUGUUCAUCACCGGAAUCUUGUCCGGCUUCUUGGUUGCUCUCGGAAGGCCUCUGAGUUCCUACUUGUUUAUGAAUACAUGGCAAAUGGUAGCCUAGACAAGUUCCUCUUUGGCGAGAGACAUGGAACCCUCAAUUGGAAGCAGCGAUUUAACAUUAUUGUUGGCAUGGCACGUGGUCUUGCAUAUCUUCAUCAAGAGUUUCAUGUUUGUAUAAUACACCGGGACAUUAAAUCUAGCAAUGUUCUUCUUGAUGAUGACUUUCAGCCCAAAAUUGCUGAUUUUGGUUUGGCAAGGCUCCUACCUGAUGACCAUAGUCAUUUGAGCACAAAAUUUGCAGGAACAUUGGGUUACACUGCUCCGGAGUAUGCGAUUCAUGGUCAAUUAUCAGAGAAGGUUAACACUUACAGCUUUGGUGUUGUCGUUUUGGAAAUAUUGAGUGGUCGCAAGAGUAAUGAUACAAAGCUCGAUCCUGAAACGCAGUACCUACUUGAAUGGGCCUGGAAGCUAUAUGAAAGUGACAACUUACUCGCAAUGGUGGACGAAUCACUAAAUCCAGAAGAAUAUAAGCCGGAUGAAGUAAAAAGAAUCAUGGAGAUAGCCCUUCUCUGCACUCAAUCAGCCGUUGCUGCAAGGCCAAUGAUGUCAGAAGUGGUUGUGUUAUUGUUGAGAAGAAAUGAUCCGGAGCUGCAGCCCACAAGGCCCACUUUUAUUGACGCAACAAGUAGAGUGAGAGGUGAAACAUCCACGUCCAGUUCGUCUUCUGCCUCCAAGGCUACUGUAUCAAUUUCACAGGUUUCAGGCAGGUAAAAAGGAGUUCUAUAUGACUUUCCUUAUUUUUAUGUAACAAGAAUUUUUGUAUCGGUGCAUAUAUGGUACAGAACAACAGAUAUACCAAGAUGUGAUCAUUACUUGUCGAUAUAUAUACAAGAGAAGUGUAAAAUCAUUUUAAACA
Molecule: messenger RNA, 1331 nt
Organism: Panicum virgatum (switchgrass)
Lineage: Eukaryota; Viridiplantae; Streptophyta; Magnoliopsida; Poales; Poaceae
Product: cysteine-rich receptor-like protein kinase 2
Exons: 4
Coding region: 326-1186 (286 amino acids)
Biological process (GO): protein phosphorylation
Molecular function (GO): protein kinase activity; ATP binding
Source: RefSeq, a predicted model, not a curated record